UGGCAACCCCCAGUUGUGCGUGUAGGAAGAGGGAGCCCAAGGCCUGUAUUCAUACCGCUCGCGCUUCGGGUUAUUUAACAAUUCGGAUGAUUAUUCCUAAACAAAAACAACAUAUGACAUUUUUUUCCAACUAGCUGAUCACUUAUUUGCAGGUGUGGCAUUAGAAACGCUGCACUUUAAUCCAAAAAAUUUUUGAGGCUUUUCUUUUACAAAGUACGCGGAGGUUUAAAAAAAAAAAACAACAACAACGGCUAAGCUAGAUUUUUUGCUAGCAAAACAAACACACUGGAGAAAAGGAAAGACGAGUUUUAACUAUAACACUUUCUAAGAAAAGUUAAUAAGAGGUCAAUUUUAAGUUUUUCUCGAUAAAGGAAAGUAAUUGUAUCUAAAUAACGUAAAGAAAAAUAUAAAGAAAAUAAUUUGUGCUAUUUGUUGUUGUUUUAGCUAAAACCUAGCAUUAGCUCCGGCUCACUGACGAAUAACUUCAAUUUACAAUUAAACACCACACUUUAACAUUAAAAUAUCAUUAUUAUUACAUUAAAGUAAGUUAAACCCAGCACCAGGAUGAGAGGGAGCUCUUCAUACGGAGACAGGGACAGAGACCGCGGACGGGACAGAGGGCCCCGCUUUGGAUCUAGUCGUGGAGGUCCUCCUCCUCCUAAGAAAUUUGGGAACCCCGGAGACCGUCUGAGGAAGAAGAAAUGGGACCUUAGUGAGCUUCCAAAGUUUGAGAAAAACUUCUAUAGCGAGCAUCCAGAGGUCCAACGCAUGAGUCCGUAUGAGAUGGAGGAGUUUCGCAGAAAGAAAGAGAUCACCGUCAGGGGCUCGGGAUGCCCGAAGCCGGUGACCAGCUUCCACCAGGCGCAAUUUCCCCAGUACGUAAUGGAUGUACUGCUGCAGCAAAAUUUCAAGGAGCCCACAGCUAUUCAAGCACAGGGCUUCCCCAUGGCUCUCAGUGGCAGGGACAUGGUGGGCAUUGCACAGACUGGAUCUGGAAAAACACUCGCUUAUCUACUUCCGGCCAUUGUGCACAUCAACCACCAGCCAUAUCUGGAGAGAGGAGAUGGACCCAUCUGUCUGGUUCUGGCUCCAACACGUGAACUGGCGCAGCAGGUGCAGCAGGUGGCGUAUGACUAUGGCAAGUCUUCCCGAAUCAAGAGCACCUGUGUGUAUGGAGGAGCCCCAAAGGGUCCACAGAUCAGAGACUUGGAGAGAGGUGUUGAGAUCUGCAUUGCCACCCCUGGUCGUCUGAUCGACUUCCUGGAGGCAGGGAAGACAAACCUGCGCAGAUGUACCUACCUGGUGCUGGACGAGGCAGACCGCAUGCUGGACAUGGGCUUCGAGCCACAGAUCCGCAAAAUUGUAGAUCAGAUCCGCCCUGACAGGCAGACACUGAUGUGGAGCGCUACCUGGCCUAAGGAAGUUCGUCAGCUAGCAGAGGACUUUCUCCAGGACUACAUCCAAAUUAACAUCGGGGCUCUGGAGCUCAGUGCGAACCACAACAUCCUGCAGAUUGUGGACGUGUGCAUGGAGAACGAAAAGGACAACAAGCUGAUUCAGCUGAUGGAGGAAAUCAUGGCAGAGAAGGAGAACAAGACCAUCAUUUUUGUGGAAACAAAGAAACGCUGUGAUGAGCUGACUCGCAGGAUGAGGAGAGACGGAUGGCCUGCAAUGUGCAUUCAUGGUGACAAAAGUCAGCCAGAGCGAGACUGGGUCCUUUCAGAGUUCCGCACUGGUAAAGCUCCCAUUCUUAUCGCAACUGACGUCGCCUCUCGCGGGCUGGAUGUGGAAGAUGUGAAGUUCGUCAUUAACUACGACUACCCGAACUCAUCCGAGGACUAUGUACACCGUAUCGGGCGUACUGCCCGUAGCACCAACAAAGGCACAGCCUACACGUUCUUCACACCCGGAAACCUGAGGCAGGCCCGUGACCUUGUGCGGGUUCUGGAGGAGGCCCGACAGGCCAUCAACCCCAAACUUCUGCAGCUGGUCGACUCUGGACGCGGGUCAGGAGGAGGAAGGAUGCGUUAUCGUGGCUCCAACUCCAACAACCCUAACCUGAUGUAUCAGGAUGAGUGUGACAGGCGCAUGCGCUCCGUUGGUGGAAGUGGAGGGAGCAGUGGUAAGGACAACAGGGGUGGCAGCAGCUACAGCCGAGAUGGGCGCUCAAGCCGUGACGACAGAUCUUCUUCAUCGUCAUACCGCGAUCGUAGCCGGGACGGCCGGAAUAGUUACAGCUCAGGGGAUCAGUACCAGACGUACAACAGCAGCGGAGGUGGAGCUUACAACUCGAGAGGGGGUGGGAUGUCACAGACCGGGGGCGGCAGUAACGGUGGGACUGGUGGAGGGCAGCAGAACCAGUCGGGACCACCACAGGGGCCAUUCAACCAGGGUCCUCCCCCACCACCACAGUCCGGUGCCGGACCAGGACCACAGCCCCUGAUGGCCCAGCAGUUCGCGCCACCUCCACCACCUCAGCCCAUGAUGGGAUUUAUGGGUCCAGGGCCGUACUCGUUCGGUCCCCCUCCACCUCCCCCACCUCAGCAGCAAAGAAAGUAAAACUCUUUUUAUUUAAGAGAGAAUUGUGUCAUGUCCGUCUAGUAGUGGUACUUAAUCGCUCCUUGUCCACUACCAGAGUGAAGAAAGCUCAGUAGAGUUCAGUGUUUGUCUUUACCUGUAGACCCUUCCUUCCUCUGUCUUGAAGUGUUUUGGCUUUACAUUUUGAACAGGCCAGUCAUUCAGGGAUCACGGAGGUAAGGGUUAUGCAUGUUGUAUUAACUGUUCAGGCAUCAGCUUAUUAUUAUUGCAAGCUCCUCCUGUGCUUUGUCUGUGAAACUGCUAAGUGGUACACCUUGAUUUAAUUAGCCACAGAUUGUGGAACAUAAUUUUGUUAGGCUUGAAGGGAUAACAAUAUUUACCAGGUUUAGGAUCCUAGUUAUUAUUGCUUGUGCAUGCCACUUUGCUUUUCAUAUAUUUUGCUUUUGAAGCUUAUCCCUUUGGGUAACUAUGAUUUUUUUUUUUUCUUUUCUUUUCAACUGCUCUAGUCCAGUGUAAUCUAUAAGCGUUUCUCUUAGUGGCUUGUUUAGGCAUGUUAUAUCUGUUAGUCCUGUUUAAAAUAUUUCAUUGACCAUUUUGAUGGCACCUGUUUUUUUGUGAACCUGCCCGUGAUGUACAAUAAGGUUGAAUAAGCUCUACUACUCUAUUUUGAUUAUUUCUACUGUUCUUAUUUUUUAAUAAAGGCGUUAACCUAAAAAAAAAAAAAAAUUG
Clarias gariepinus (North African catfish) is the source of this 3267-nucleotide messenger RNA. It is a transcript of the gene ddx17, whose product is annotated as DEAD-box helicase 17. Gene Ontology annotation, molecular function: RNA helicase activity; ATP binding; RNA binding. The record is from RefSeq and is a predicted model, not a curated record. Gene Ontology annotation, biological process: alternative mRNA splicing, via spliceosome. The transcript has 13 exons. Bases 565 to 2559 code for a protein of 664 amino acids. Gene Ontology annotation, cellular component: cytoplasm; nucleus; ribonucleoprotein complex. Lineage: Eukaryota; Metazoa; Chordata; Actinopteri; Siluriformes; Clariidae.